Molecule: messenger RNA, 1185 nt
Organism: Haliotis rufescens (red abalone)
Lineage: Eukaryota; Metazoa; Mollusca; Gastropoda; Lepetellida; Haliotidae
Product: 3-oxoacyl-[acyl-carrier-protein] reductase FabG-like
Exons: 9
Coding region: 77-877 (266 amino acids)
Source: RefSeq, a predicted model, not a curated record
AAAUCUUUGAAGUUAGUGAAUGGCUUUCACGCCUACAGCUUCAUCAGAGUUACCUCCCUUGUAAUAUAUCCACGUCAUGGCAGCGAUAACGAAGAGUUUGAGUUCUGUUAAAGGCAAAGUAGUGCUUGUCACAGGAGCGAGUUCUGGUAUUGGCGCGGGGACAGCAAUACUUCUGGCAGACUAUGGAGCUAAGUUGUCAAUCACAGGGCGUAACCAUGACAAUCUACAGAAAGUAGCCAAUCAGUGCUACGAAAGAGGUCUUGGUAAAGGCGAUGUUCUGACCACCAUAUGUGACCUGAGUGAGGAGGGCAGCAAUGAGCGUCUGGUGGAGGCAACCCUGACCCACUUCCGUCAGCUGGAUUGUCUGGUCAACAACGCGGGGGGUGCUCAAUAUGGCGACACUAUUGACGUUCCACUUCCGGUGUUUGACGAGGUCAUGAGCACAAACAUCAGGGCACCCUUCUAUCUGUGUCAGCUCGCUGUGCCUCAUCUGAAGAAAACUAAAGGUUCAAUUAUCAACGUGUCCAGCGUCUCGGCACAGCUUGCAUUUCAGGGAUCAACGCCAUAUUGCCUUGCCAAAGCAGGAGUAGAUCACAUGACGAAGAUUUUCGCAACAGAGUUAGCGCCCUACGGAGUCCGCGUCAAUGCCGUGAGCCCUGGUGUCAUUUUGUCCGAGUUUCAAAGACGAGCUGGCAUGGAGUCCACCAAGUACAGCUCGUACUUGGAAAGACAAGCGACUCUUCAACCGCUAGGAGGCGCAGGGACACCGGAAGAUGUGGCGAAGGUUAUAAAAUUCCUGUUGUCUGAUGAUGCCAGCUUCGUGACUGGGCAGAUAAUCGCGGUUGAUGGAGGAAGACUGGUGCAGACCGCUAAAUAAACAGCGAGAUCACACUGGUCAAUAGUAAAAAUGACAGUGUUACAACAGUGACCGACCGCCGCUUUGAACAGUAUUUCAGUUAAACCACGUAGUAUCAACUUGAUGUGGGAGGAUAUCCAGUGAUCCAGUUUUAGGCGUUUGCCACUGUGGUCAAAACUAUGCAUGACUAUGGGUAUAGAAUUGACGUAUCAAGAACCACAAUCAGACAUUUGAAAAUAUAUUUAAGCAAGAUUCCAGAAAUCCAUAUAUCUUACGUGUCUGGGUCAAUAUGGCAAAUAAAGUACCUCUUUGACUUGACUGUAAAAACA